AUGGGGACGCAGCAGACUCUGAGCCAGAUCCGGGAGCUCUGCGGCCAGCGGCUGCAGACCCACACCAAGGAGCAGAUGAUGGAGCUGCUGGUGCUGGAGCGGUUUCUGGGCACCCUGCCCGAGGAGGUGCGGAAGUGGGUGAGGUCCAGACGGCCCAAGAACAGCAGGGAGGCAGGGAUCCUGGUGGCCAACCUGAUCCAAGCGUGCCGGGAGGAAGAUUUCCCCGCUCAGAACCCCGUCCUUGCCGAAGAAGAUCACCAGAAGAGGGAACCGACCACGCCAGCCGCCUUGCCCCCUGCUGGGCACGAGGAGCUGGUGACUUUCCAGGACGUGUUUGUGCACUUCAGCCCGGAGGAGCUGAGCUCACUGAGUGCCGCUCAGCGGCGCCUCCACCAGGAGGUGAUGCGGGAGAACUACCAGAGCCUGGUCUCCCUGGGGUACCACUUCCCCAGACCCGACAUCGACAUCAUCGCGCAGCUGGAAGAGGAGGAGUUCUGGGCGAUGGAGGAAGGCAGCGACGCAGAGACAGCCCCAGAUGGGGAGACGGGACCCGAGGCCCAAGAGCCACCCCCAGAGCCGCACCCACCCGUGGAAGAGCCGCACCCGCCUUUGGAAGAGCCGCACCCGGCGGGGGCAGAAGCGGAGGGAGCGGAAGGCCCGGAAGCAGGCAACCCCCAGCCUGGAGGGCCCCCAGGAGAGGCUGUUCGUCCCGACGACCCCCUGGAUUUGUACCGGGCCCGCGAGCGGACACCUCCGCGCCAGGUCGCGCUGAGGGAGCCCGAGGCCCUCGCUCGGGAAAGGACCCCUGACCGUGACGGAUCGGAGAGACAUGCAACUCUCGCGGGGCCCCCAGAGGGUCCCCGGGAAGGGGGUCCCGCUCCUGGGGCUCCCCCCAGCCCCCCGUCGCCGGCCCGCCAGCCUUCCGGCGCCGCAAUGCACACGUGCGAAGUUUGCCUGAGCUCCUUCUGCUCCCGAGAGGCCCUGCGGAGGCAUGAACGCAUGGACCACCGGAGGAGGCCCUACUGGGAAGGCUUCGUCCUGGUGCCCUGCCUCAGCCGACCCGCCCCCGGCGAUCUUCCUUCUGCUCCGGGCAACCCGCCGCCCGUGUUCCCGAAUGUCCUCCGGAUGCGAGCCGCCCCCGCCGCCGCCGCCCCCGCGGCCAACGACCACCACGAGUGUGUCCACUGCGGCCGGGUCUUCGUCCAGGACGCGCUCCUCCGCCAGCACCUCGAGACCCACCGGGUGGUGAUGGCCCUGCCGCCGCCGCCGGCCCCGCCCCGCCGCCGCCGCGGGACACACCUCAUCCGCUACCAGCAGGCGGCGCACGGCCACGGCCACGGCCACAGCCACGAGGCGGGGGGCCCGGCCCACCAGUGCAGCGACUGCAGCAGAGCCUUCCCCCAGAGCUCGCACCUCGUCUCGCACUACCGCACCCACGCCCACGAGCGGCCCUUCCAGUGCCGCCUGUGCGGGAGAUGUUUCAGCCGGCCCUCGCAGCUCACCCGGCACUACCAGCUCCACCCUCCUCCUCCUCCUCCUUCUCCUCCUCCUUCUCCUCCUCCUCCUCCUCCUCCUCCUUCUCUUCCUCCUCCUCCUCCUCGGGAGGACCCCGGAGGGUGCAGUUGCAGCUGA
This is a messenger RNA of Pipistrellus nathusii (Nathusius's pipistrelle), 1632 nucleotides long. The record is from the annotation of a GenBank genome assembly. NCBI's taxonomy places the organism in Eukaryota, Metazoa, Chordata, Mammalia, Chiroptera, Vespertilionidae.